Molecule: messenger RNA, 873 nt
Organism: Colletotrichum gloeosporioides
Lineage: Eukaryota; Fungi; Ascomycota; Sordariomycetes; Glomerellales; Glomerellaceae
Product: Alpha-ketoglutarate-dependent dioxygenase alkB-like 6
Exons: 3
Source: RefSeq, a predicted model, not a curated record
UCGUUGUAUCUGACCUUCCCGACUUCACCACCCACCUUACUCGAAUUCGCCCUACAUAAGGUUGGACGACGCACCAGAUCACACUCACCGCGUGCCAACUAUCAAACACCCUACAACACACAGCCCCCACGUGAAGCCCGGAAAAUGGAGCUCGGAGCUGUAAACCUACCCACUUCCCUUGAAGACGUCAGGAUCACAAAGCUUCCGCCUUCUGCGUUUUACAUUGCGGACUUCAUAUCCGAGGAGGAAGAGCAGGCAAUCUUGCAAAAGAUAGCUGAUGCCCCGAAACCCCGCUGGAAACAACUGACUCAUCGACGUCUCCAAACAUGGCCGUCUGAUCUCGUUCAGAACAAGCUGAUCGAUGCUCCUUUGCCACCAUGGCUGCAAGAGCCCGUCGUCUCGCGAAUUCUUUCCUUGCCUCGCGCCACUGUUCCUGAUUCCAACCUCUUCACCGAAAGCCCUCAUCAACGGCCGAACCACGUGCUGAUAAACGAGUAUCCCCCAGGAGAUGGACCCGCCUAUCAUCCAGUAGUAUGCACUGUCAGCUUGGGAGCAAGCUUGUGUCUGAAUCUCUACCAAAGCAAAGAGGACGGUGCGUUGGAUCCGGAGCCUGUGUGGCGCAUUCUUCAAGAACCCAGGAGCCUACUCAUCACCACCGAUAACCUUUACACUGAUUAUCUCCACGGCAUUGCCGACACUGACGAAGACGUCGAGUUAUCCGCCGAUUCCAUCGUGAACUGGGACUUGCUGCGAUCCAAGGAUCAUUAUGCCACCGGCCGAAACGUGCGCGCAACCAGAACAAGCCUCACAUACCGAGAUGUCAUGCAAGUGUCGAAGCUCGGGGCCAAGUUUGGCCUGUUUGGAAAGAAGUGA